UCGAGACAAGCAAAAGUCCACAGCGAUGACUGGUGAAAUGGAUGUGGAUAGCGUUGUAGAAUACUUCAGGGGCAAGAGCAUCCUCAUCACUGGAUCAACGGGGUUCCUAGGAAAAGUGCUUGUCGAGAAGAUAUUAAGGGUUCAGCCUGAUGUCAAGAAGCUCUUCCUCUUGAUUCGGGCCUUCGAUGUUGAAUCCGCAAAGCUUCGGAUUCAAAAUGAGGUCAUAGGGAGGGAAAUCUUUCAAGUUCUCAAAGAAGAACAUGGUGUGGGGUUCCAUAAUUUCGUCGAAGAAAAGAUCUGCCCUUUGGUGGGAGACAUCAUGCAUGAGGACUUUGGACUAGACACUGCCAAGCUGAGAGAAGUGUCGAAGGACAUAGACAUUAUUGUCAACGUAGCUGCCACUACGAAAUUCUCUGAGAGAUAUGAUGUGGCUUUCGAUGUGAAUGUCUUGGGAGUGAAGCAUGUUUGCGCAUUCGCAAAGAAGUGUAUUAAGCUCAAGAUGUUGCUUCAUGUUUCAACGGCCUAUGUAGUUGGUGAACAAGAAGGCCUAAUAGCAGAGAAGCCAUUCUUCAUGGGUGAGACACUAAGGGUGGGCACACAUUUGGAUAUAGAAUCCGAGCUAAAUCUGAUCAAAGAGACCAGGAGAGAACUAAGGGAUGACGGUUCCACUGAGAAAGACGAGAGGAAAGUCAUGAAGAAACUUGGCCUCAAGAGGGCACGAAACUUUGGGUGGCCAAACUCCUAUGUCUUCACUAAGGCAAUGGGGGAGAUGCUGAUGGGGCUCUUGCAAGGGGACUUUCCGGUGGUCAUCAUCCGCCCGAGCAUCAUAACUAGUACACUCAAGGAGCCAUUGCCUGGAUGGAUGGAAGGAAUUAGGACCGUGGACGCAGUGAUCAUGGGUUAUGCCAGGAAGACCUUACCAUUCUUUCUAGGCAACCUUGAUUUAAUACUCGACAUGAUUCCGGGGGACAUGGUGGUGAAUGCUAUGAUGGUUGCCAUGGCAGCACACUCAGAUGAUCAAAAAGGUCAGAUCAUCUACAAUGUAACUUCGUCGGUAAGCAACCCAGCACCCUCAGCCCUAGUCAUCGACGCAAUGCACCGUUACUUCUUUGAGAACCCGCCAUGCAAGGGGAACGGUAAGCGUGUCCGGUUGAAGAAGAUGCGAUUCUUUAGCACACUCACACAGUUGAGAUUGUACAUGGCCAUCAAGUACAAGCUUCCCCUCGAGAUGCUUCGCCUAGUGAGCAUCGCACUCUGCGGCAUUUUCUCAGAAUGCUACAACGAGCUCAACGGAAAAUACAGUUUCGUUAUGCAGAUGGUCGAGCUCUAUGCACCAUACACCUUGUUCAAAGGGUGCUUUGAAGACACGAACUUGGAGAAGCUAAGGACGACAAUGAAUAAGGAUGACCAAAUUAACAAUGGAGCAUAUUACUUUGACUUUGAUCCCAAGUCCAUAAACUGGGUUGAUUAUUUGUAUGGUGUACACAUCCCUGGUGUGCUUAAAUAUUGUAUUUAAUUAGCCAAAUUUCCAGCAAGUUAAACCUCUUGUAGGGGCUAUCAUAUCAAGUAUCAUGCAUGCCAACUACUAGACAGCUUGGCUGACAUGUCAUACAAUUAAAUAAAGAAAGAGAGAUUUCAGUAUCGUAUCAUGAUGUACUACUAUGUGUCAACCAAAAC
Triticum dicoccoides is the source of this 1677-nucleotide messenger RNA. RefSeq names its product probable fatty acyl-CoA reductase 5. The transcript is spliced from 10 exons. Lineage: Eukaryota; Viridiplantae; Streptophyta; Magnoliopsida; Poales; Poaceae. Gene Ontology annotation, molecular function: alcohol-forming very long-chain fatty acyl-CoA reductase (NADP+) activity. Gene Ontology annotation, cellular component: intracellular membrane-bounded organelle. The coding region runs from base 26 to 1516 and encodes 496 amino acids. The record is from RefSeq and is a predicted model, not a curated record. Gene Ontology annotation, biological process: long-chain fatty-acyl-CoA metabolic process; suberin biosynthetic process.